AUCCUGUUUAGUGCGCUAGUAUGCGGCUUUCGAGUUUCGCAACAUGGCGGACGGUGAACCAACGGCGCAUGCGCGAAAGGAUCUCUUUAUUCGGGUUAAUCGCGUUAGCCGGAUAGUGUUAGCAAGAUGUAUAAAUUCUGCCUCAAUUAAUCCUCAGUUGAUUUCUGCCUCAGAAACAAUGUAAAACUGUGAAAAGUCUGAGCGAUGGCUAGAGAAAGAGCAGCUUUCUUCAGCCCGUUCGAGCAGGAGAUAAUCCUGAAGACUUUUGAGGAGUACAAAGCCAUCAUCACGGCGAAAUGUAACACAGCUGCUGCAGCCAAAUCCCGAGUGGAAGCCUGGCAGAAAAUAGCCGACAGAUUAAAUGCCGCCAACCCCAACAACGUAAAGCGCACCUGGCAGCAGGUCAAAAUUAAAUACAAAAACAUUGUACAAUCGAACAGGAAACGGAAGCAGAAGUUUGGUGAAGGAUUAGCGAGCAGCAGCUUUUCACCUGCCGAAGAGGUGGCACUUUGGCAGAUCAGAGGGCGACCAGUGAUAGAUGGCACCAUUUUGGGCCUUUCCUCCGAGCAGACUGGCAUUAGUGUUGGGAGGCCGAUAGCUACAGAGCCAGAAAGCUCCGCAAAUCUUAUACAAACAGUGCCAACCAUUCUCGAUUGCGCAGAAGAGCCCAUUGAGCGCUCUGAUUCAGAACAUGAUGAGAAGAACAUUGUGGUGUGUCCUCAUCCAGAAGAGGGGACUGAAGCGUACACAAGUCAAGAAGAUCCUGGACCUUCUGGAGAGUUUUAUUUGCAGCGAGAUGAGGAUGUGACGGCGCUGUAUAAACGUUACCUCAGACAGGAAAUCGCAUACCGGCAACUGAAGAUGAAGAAGCUUGAGAAGGAGAUCCAGCUGCUCGAUAAACAGCUGCAUGUGAGUUAGGUCAGUGAACUGAUUAUUAGUAGGACCAUCUGAAAUGAACUGUGUGUCAGAGAUACUAAAAAUGUAGGUUCCUACAGGUAAAAAAACAAAAACAAAAACUGAUAACAUUAGCUGAACAAUUAAAUAGAUGCCACUGGCUCUCAAACUUGAAUAAAUUCUUCUAAUUUUUUAACCAUGAACUUUCGAAACUUUCAAAAAAAGAGCAGAUGUAAACUCCAUCAUCUGUUGUGCCAGAGUCAGGACACUGCUUAAUAUAUGAAUGGAGCGGUGUGGAGCAAUCACCAUGGCAGCUGUAUCAUGUAAGUCCCACCCCUCUAGUAAAUUUUGUCUUCUAGUCAUCAUUUGAAAGUGCAAAUGAAUUCUGAAACACAUGAAAAUGAUAUUAUUGAUAUUAUUGAACAGAAUUGUAAGCUUGAUGAUUAAUUAAAGGAAAUGAGUACACUAAAUUACUACGACUGUAUUUUUAAUUUUCUUUUUAUUUUUAUGAAUUAAAUAUUCUUUUUUUUAAUUUCCUGUUCUUUUUUUUUUAAAUUACUAUUCCAUCUUUUGCCUUUUUAUUUUUAUUUGUUUUUAAAUUUCCUAAAUUUUUUAAAUUUAAUUUUCCAUUGUCUUUUCCUUUUUCACUUUUUAUAAUCUGUUCCUUUUUAUUUACUUUUCCAUUUUCUUUUCCUUUUAUUUUUCAUUUGCUUCUUUGUUUCUUUACCAUUCCAUUCCUUUUCAUUUUACUCAUGUACUCUUCUCUUUCCCAUCUAUGCUUUUUGCUUAACUUCUUUUAGUUUUCCAUUUUCUUUCCUUUUUUUACUUUGUCACUUGUAACUCUUUGUAUUUGGAUUACAAGAGCAAGAAUGAUGUUGUGGAUCAGAAAGCCUACAACUUUAUUUAAUUCUAAUUAUGUACUUUUUUAAAGUUUGAAUUUGACCUUAGAAAUGCUGACAUAAUUCUGUAAAUAAAAUUUUAAUUAAGUUGGAUUAAAAAACUAGUAUCUGAAAGCUCUGAAAUGCCAUGAGAGACGUGUGUGUGUGUGUGUUUGUGUAAGUGAUUUUUGCAGCCACAAGGUUGCGCUGUUUGUCUUCGACACACUUUUACACAUCCUCAUCUGAGGUCUGCUUGACUUCAUUGUGGAUGUGAAAAAUAUAAAAUAUAAAAACAAAGGCUAAAAAUAAGUUUCUAAUAAAAUGAUUCAAUUAGGUUCUUGAAUCAACAUGCAAAAUUGUUUGAUUUUUAAUGAUUAAUAAUGAUGAUGAUAAUGAUUAAUGAUGUGAGCAUUAGUUUUUUAUAGUAUAAACAUAAUUUAAAACC
Pangasianodon hypophthalmus (striped catfish) is the source of this 2217-nucleotide messenger RNA. Its product is annotated as GT1 domain-containing protein. Bases 205 to 918 code for a protein of 237 amino acids. The transcript is spliced from 7 exons. Lineage: Eukaryota; Metazoa; Chordata; Actinopteri; Siluriformes; Pangasiidae. The record is from RefSeq and is a predicted model, not a curated record.